AUGUAUUUCAUAAUUAUAUUGUGUGUUUUUGGAUUUUCCUCUCAAAAUAUUUAUGGUCAAACGAACCAUACAUCAUAUCGUACCAGAAGAGAUUAUUCUCCUUGGAAUACAUACGGCAAACCAGAUUAUCAUCAAUAUUACUCAAAACCAAAAUGGAGUGUUCCUUAUAAUCCUGGAUGUGGUCCUAUUGUUCCUAGUUACCCAAUCCCUUCGCCUUAUCCACCAUAUAUUCCUCCAACUUAUGGUCCUUCUUAUAAUCCACCAACCUCCUACGGUCCUCCAAUACCAUCUCCAAGCUCUCCUCCAUCGUCUUAUUAUCCAUAUGAUUCUCAUUCCUAUGAUGGGGGAUUACCUCCCCCAAAAUUACCACCAACAUCUUACGACUUAUACCCGGAUGAAAACGGUACUACUACAACGCAACCAGAUACAACAACACCUGACAUAAAUACAACUGACUAUCCAACAUAUGCUCCACCGGACUUAACAUCUCCAUCGUUUCCAGGAUAUCACUAUCCAAAACCCGCGAAUCCUUAUGAACCACCGAAUCAUUAUGGACCUCUGUCUACGUAUGGACCACCUCCAACGAGCUACGGACCACCUCCAUCGAGCUAUGGACCGCCUCCAUCAAAUUAUGGUCCACCUUUAUCAUUAGCGCAUUUGAAUCAUUAUCGCAAGUAUCCAAAUUAUUUUUGGCCACAGAAUUAUCAAAAACCUGACAACAAUCAACAACAAAUCGUUUAUAUUCAACAACCGAAUAUUUUACCAAUUCUACCAAUACCUCCGCCAAAUCCGACUGGUGGUGGAUUUUUACCGACGGGAGAUGGAUUGAACAAAAUGUCAAUGAAGAAUACAACAGUACAACCGCUCGCCGAAGAUGAUAAUCAAAUUGAAGUGUUAACACCGAAAUCGGUGAUUGAGAAAUCGGAUACCGAAAUUAUUGAUUCGGAUACUAAGAAAACCGAUGAAAAUAAUAUUGGGAAUACAUUUCAAACACAGCAGAUAAAUAAAAGUGAAAAUCGGGAUAUGAAACAGUUUCCAAUUUUCAAUGCUACAAACCAUAGUUAA
This is a messenger RNA of Chrysoperla carnea, 1065 nucleotides long. RefSeq names its product extensin-like. The transcript is spliced from 2 exons. Bases 1 to 1065 code for a protein of 354 amino acids. The record is from RefSeq and is a predicted model, not a curated record. NCBI's taxonomy places the organism in Eukaryota, Metazoa, Arthropoda, Insecta, Neuroptera, Chrysopidae.